AUUCAGCGGACCGUUUGUGGGGGCGGAGCAGGAGCAGGGUCUGUGAACGCUGUCAUGGCGGCUGCGGUGCUGCGGGUGAAACGGAAACGCGGUGCUGAGCCAGCCGAGGCCUUCCUUCUCGCCUGCAAACGGUUGCGGGCUGCCGAUGAGGCCGGCGAGCCUGGCUCUGGGCAGCAUGUCGUGCGGACCCUGUUUAAGUUGGCCGCUACUGUCGGUACUCCGGAUGACCCCGUUCCAAGGCAUGUGAAAGAAGCACUAUCAAAAGACAAAGCUUUACUGGCCCUUAAACCUUCUGAGACCAGUGUUCGGCGUAUCCAGCUCUGUGCACGAGCAUCUUGCAAGACAACUAGUGAGAAGAAUCGGUACAAAGUUAUUGCUAGCCACAGAAGAACAUUUUCCACAGAGUUUUCUGAAUCUCAGUCAGAUGAUGUGAAGUGUGCGCACCAGCCUGAAACAGAAACUUCUGGAGAUCGGUGUGAAGAAAACCAAGAUAGCUGGAAGGAAACAUCCUUUAGAUGUAACAAAGACAAUGUUGAAUCUGCAGCAGAAAUCCAAGUGUUUGAUGUUGUCCAGCAUAAUGAACAUCUUGAAAAGGACGAACGAGACUCAGAGCAUAAACUCUUUAAGGAUCCUGACCUGGAGCAGGAUGACACUGAGAUAGUUCUGUGUAAUUCUGUAAAAAUGAUCCGAGAGAAGCUUGCAGUGUCUGAUUCUGGUCCAGGAACACAGCAUCGGGAGAAUAUGGAGGAGUACGUUUAUGACAUAUACUAUACUGACAGCUAUAUUACAGGAGAUGAAAUUCAGGGUAUUCUCUCGGUGAUGCCGUGUUAUGAAGAGAAUGAACUGGUUGUCGAUGAACUGAUUGCAGAUGAAGCAUAUGAGGAUGAGGAUGAUGAAAAUGAAGAAAAUAAUUGGCGGAACGAUUACCCAGAUGAGGAUUCAUCUGAAAGUUACUGGAAUAGUGAAGAAGAUUCAGAGGAGGAAGAUGAAAAUUAUAGGCAAUGUAUCAGAGAGAAUGACUCUGAUUAAUUUUCACAGCAGUGGCAUUAUAUUUAUCUCUAUCAUCUUAAUUUAUGAACGGUAAAAACCUACAUUCAGUUUAUUGAAAGUAUUACUGAUUCAUUGCAAAUGAAAAUGACACUCGUGUCAAUUAUAUAUGCUUAUGAAAGUUUCUAGGCUAAAAUGCAAAUAUGGUUAUUGUGAAUUGUAAUAAUUGAAGUAGAGAAGUUACAAGUCCAUGUUUGGAGGGUGUUUCUUCUUGCUGUCCUGUUGGAAGUUAAAGAAGCCUAAAGAAAUACCAUUUAUCUACCAACCUUAAGGUGAGAUAUUGACGCUCACGUGUUUGGAGUUCUCAACUGGGAUACAAUUCUGGAGGUGGUCCUGUGAGGAGUGCAUUGGUACUGUGUCCAUCUGCAGCUUGUGUAAGCAUGGACAUUGAAUCUGAAAAUGAACCCUUUAAUCUGAUUCAGUUUCCUUUUAUUUAGCCAAUACUCUCUUCAUGCUAAUAAAGCACCCCCAUAACAUGAGUUCUUGUAUAGUAACCUUCUUUGUGGCACCUUAUCAAAUGACUUCUGGAAAUUCAAAUUUACAAUAUCGUCUCAUACUCCUCUAUUCACCCUACUUUCUUUAUCCUUUAAAGAACACUAAUAAAUUUGUUAAAGCGUAAUUUCCUUUUCACAAAA
Molecule: messenger RNA, 1682 nt
Organism: Rhincodon typus (whale shark)
Lineage: Eukaryota; Metazoa; Chordata; Chondrichthyes; Orectolobiformes; Rhincodontidae
Gene: slc7a6os
Product: solute carrier family 7 member 6 opposite strand
Exons: 5
Coding region: 55-1029 (324 amino acids)
Biological process (GO): developmental process
Source: RefSeq, a predicted model, not a curated record